UAUGGUUGCUUAUCUGACAGGAUGGAGAUGAGUCUAUGGUUGGCAUUAAUACUAAGCCAGUUGAUCGGCUUGGAUUCCUUUCGGGUUCCUCAGCUUUUGGUGAAUGUCACUGAAAACGAUCCGUGGAUUUGGGCAUCGCUGCCAGGGGAUCAUCAUAUUAGGUCGGUGCUCUUUUACACUGAGUACGAAGGGGACAAGUGUCCCUUCUAUGACUAUAGAUUGGACCCGAGCAUCGGGCAUCCGUGGGUUAUACGGGAAUACCUGGGCAAUGGUACCCUCAAAAUAUCCGCCGUCGUAGAGACCCAUCAAAACGAAACUGUGAUCGAGAGCUUCAGGAUCAGAUCCUUGGGAGAAAACAGUGCCUCGGUAGAACCUCUACGGAAAUUCCUCCCAUCAUCCGAGAAAAGUAUAGAUUGUGAGAAGCUACGUAGCUCCACGAAAUACUGUCUGCCCACGAUUUCCCACCACAGAGGCAAACCCAUUAGCUGCAGCGGUAGGCUGUUGUUCUCCGAAUCCUUUGCAGAUAGUGAAAAUCCUUUGAAAAACUGGAAGCACGUUGUGCAAUCACAGCUACUGGAACCUCACUAUGAGGGAGUGGCCUUUGUGAAUCGAAAAGCCAAUUCGUAUGUGGAAAAUAACAUGCUCCACCUAAAGGUAACCAAAUCCAACUAUGGGUCGAAAAACCCCUUCUAUUUGGAGAACUGCACUUAUACGAAAAGGGAUUCCAAUCAAAGAUGCGGCGAGAAGAAGUACAGAUUGCCAUUUCGAAAGUUUAUGCCUCCCUUCGAUUCGGCAAAACUAAUCUCAUUGGAUACAUUUAAGUACUGCCGCAUAGACAUUGAAGCCAAGAUGCCCAUUGGAGACUUUCUAUUCCCAGGACUCACACUGUCUUCAGUUAAUCACGAUGCCAUUCGAAUUGCCAUUGUCCGGGGCAACAAGAAGCUAACUGAUUUCGCCAGCAACGAGAUCGGUGGGAGAACCCUUUAUGCCGGGCAAUCCUUAAUGAUUAUGGAACACGCACCUACGAAUUGGAGGAGUUCGCCAGUAGGGACAAUCACUAUGGGAAUGACUUUCACACUUACACGGCUAUUUGGAAGGAGAAGAGUGUUACCUUUAAGAUAAAUGGUCGCACCUUUGCUCAAAUAACCAAUUCAACGAUUGUCCAAGAACUAAGUCAAACAGAGCGCCAUAUCGAAUUGUUCCUAACUGUCGGCGGGGAGUACAAUUUUCCGGAUAACCGCAUUCCGCCAGAGCAAAAGAGCUAUCGCAAUUUCGAAACGGGCCUAUCAUCGAAAAUUAAAAAGGCCGUAACCAAUGCACCCAUUUGGGACCAAGCUGUGAUGGUCAUAAAAAAUAUUAAUGUUUAUUCAACCAAUGAGUAUGAGGAAUAAAUAUGCCUUGUGUGAUUUUAUUAA
Messenger RNA from Drosophila sechellia, 1415 nucleotides. Its product is annotated as gram-negative bacteria-binding protein 2-like. The record is from RefSeq and is a predicted model, not a curated record. The transcript has 4 exons. Bases 22 to 1122 code for a protein of 366 amino acids. NCBI's taxonomy places the organism in Eukaryota, Metazoa, Arthropoda, Insecta, Diptera, Drosophilidae.